AUGGUCCAGCAGCUGUCCUUGUACUCGGCGACCCGCUCGGCAGACGUGCUGCUGAUCACCCUGGAAUCUCUCACAGGGAUGCGGCCGCAGCCAAUGGAGCAGCACACCGUGGUUCUGCGGCCCAAAUUCCCGUUCAGACCGGAGCAGAAAGCCGGCAAAAUCAACCAGAUCGAGUCGUACCGCAUCCGCAUGACCAGAAAGGGCGGCGCAGACGACCGCGAGCUCAUGUCUGACCUCCAGAGCCCGCGCUGGAACAACUAUAUCUGGACGCUGCAGAUCGCCGACAUUCCUGCCGCGGGAAAACGCCCUGUCCUGGUGCAGAACCUGUACGAGACAACCAUCGUCCAGGCCGACGACAUUCUGGGCUACAUGGACGAGCUCGGGUACAUGCCCGAGACAGAGUACUGGGUGCGCGGUGUGCGCUUUUUCUACAACGACGUCAUCAUCGAGGUGUUCCGGGUGUACCAUUGGAAAGAGCAGCAGGAGCUACUGGAUCCCAAAUACCAGGUGCGGUGUCUGGUGAACGUGGCGCGGCUGAACGACCUCGACAGCGUUGCGCGCGGCACGAAGCAGCUCGAGGCGCUCAAAACAGAGCUUUCGGGCCUGAUUGAGCUCGACCUGUACGAGAGAACGAGUCUCGAUGGCCGGGUCAAUUGGAAUUAA
Molecule: messenger RNA, 663 nt
Organism: Ogataea angusta
Lineage: Eukaryota; Fungi; Ascomycota; Pichiomycetes; Pichiales; Pichiaceae
Exons: 1
Coding region: 1-663 (220 amino acids)
Biological process (GO): regulation of transcription by RNA polymerase II; termination of RNA polymerase II transcription
Cellular component (GO): core mediator complex; mediator complex
Molecular function (GO): transcription coregulator activity
Source: RefSeq, a predicted model, not a curated record